Messenger RNA from Cucumis sativus (cucumber), 607 nucleotides. RefSeq names its product lectin-like. The coding region runs from base 8 to 559 and encodes 183 amino acids. NCBI's taxonomy places the organism in Eukaryota, Viridiplantae, Streptophyta, Magnoliopsida, Cucurbitales, Cucurbitaceae. The transcript has 2 exons. The record is from RefSeq and is a predicted model, not a curated record.
AUCGAUCAUGGGCCUUUACACAACACUUUCUUAUUCUCUAUCUUUAUUUAUAUCUCUCCUUAUCUUUCAUCCAAAUAAUGUUUCAAUCGCAACCCAAACCACAUACUUUCUCGCAUUUCCAAGAGCUUCCACGAUAGCAUUCGGUGAUGAAAAUCGGUAUUGGAAUUGGACCCACGUGGAAUAUGGCGGCUACACAAUUGAAGAAGCCCAUCUUCAUCCAAUAUCUUGGCUCGAUUGUCGUUGGAACUUGCAUUCAUCUAAUUUCAAACUAAAUACUUGGUACAAAGCACACAUUGAUGUAAAGUUAACAAGUGAUGCCUUUGGAUGGACUUCUCCCGUGAACGCUAAAAUUGAGAUGCCAGAUGGGAGUAAGCAAGAGAGUCUAAUAAAAUUAGAUAGACGAGAGAAUGUGGGGUUUGCUAUUUCAUUAGGUAAAUUCAUAAUAACUAAUUCUACCACUAGUGGGGUAAUUCAAUUUGGCUUCUAUAACCAUGAAACUAAAUGGAAAUCAGGGUUGGUUAUAAGAGCCCUUGUUGUCAAUAUGUUAACAGAUGAAUAAAGUAAUAGCAUAAAACGUUAAAUAAUAAGGCAUUUUGCUCUAUUUGGA